GACCAUUUUUUGGCCUCUAUAUUUGGCCUUUCCUGUCCAAUGUCUACAAUGCCUUUAUUCAAUUUCUUUCACUGAAGUCUCUUUUCUGCCCAAAAUGGGUUGCUGUUUAAGCUCCUCCAAGAAACGCCACCGCAGGUCGCCGCCGUGUUCCGCCACAAACGGCCGAGAUCCACCGCCAUUAGAGGAAGAAACGGUCAAAGAAGUUCUUUCUGAAACACCCAUUCCCAAACCCCACCACCCACCACCACCACCUAAAGUCAUAAUCGACGACAAAGAAGCUGACUUUCCUCAAGUCAAAAUUGAAUCAACAGCUGUCGUUAAACCCAGAGAUGAAAUCAAGUUUGAAUCAACGGUUGUUGUUAAACCCAGAGAUGAAAUGAAGUUUGAAUCGGCGGUUGUGGUGAAACCUGAAGUGUCUGAAGAGCCUUCGGAGAUGUGUAGCUUCACUGAGAGCUAUUCCACGACGGCGACGGCGACGGAGAAGAGAGAGGAAGAUGGGGAAGUAACACAGAGGUCACCCAUUAGAGUAUAUAGGAAGAGGCAAAACACCGGAGAUCUCAACGGAGUUAGAGAGAGAAGCUUUCGUUCUCAGUCGGGAAGAUCGGCGCCUUCGCCUGAGAAAAGAAGAUCGCCGGCUUCGUCAAGGGGAGUUCAGAGGAGGGGAAUGCCGCAACAGAGACGCAAUGUAGGACCCCCAAAUGGGACCCGCAGAGGUCCCACUGACAAUGGGGUUCGGCGGUCAAAUUCUCCGGCGACUCGGAAUGUGAGAAACAGAAGUCCGGCGGCACGUGAAGCAGAAAAACCUGGUAGUCAAUCGCCGGCGAGAAACGUCAAGAAUGAGGGAAGUAGUCAACCGGAAAAAUCCAAAGAAGAAGUUUCACCGGAGACCGGCGAGUCUCUUGAAAAUCCUCUUGUUUCUAUGGAAUGCUUCAUUUUCCUGUAGAUUAAAGGAAGAAGAAGAAGACAAGUAAAACGCCGUCGUAUAGGCUGUUACAUGUUGAAGGAGUAUUUUGCUAAACUAUGGGGGUGGAAAAUUCAAAUUUCGUAAAUAUAAGGUAGUAUAAUGUAGUAGUACUAACUUUAUCUCACUCUCAAGUGUGACAUAUUUGAUUUUGUUCAACUUCAACUCAUUAUUUGUCAUGA
Molecule: messenger RNA, 1143 nt
Organism: Solanum dulcamara
Lineage: Eukaryota; Viridiplantae; Streptophyta; Magnoliopsida; Solanales; Solanaceae
Exons: 1
Coding region: 95-943 (282 amino acids)
Source: RefSeq, a predicted model, not a curated record